Lactuca virosa is the source of this 396-nucleotide messenger RNA. Lineage: Eukaryota; Viridiplantae; Streptophyta; Magnoliopsida; Asterales; Asteraceae. The record is from the annotation of a GenBank genome assembly.
AUGACUUGGAAGGAGGAGAUGUUAUCUCAUAACCAUUUGACUCCAACCGAUGAUCAUGUUUGGGCCAAUCUGCUUCCUAGAAAACCAUUGAAACAAGCAGAUGAAGUUGCUUGGAUGAUGAUGUACAAACAUAUGAAAAAUCUAGUGUCUGGAAACUUCUUAAAGGAAGUUCCCAUGGGUGAUGUGAGAUUGGACCCUCGUUCGAUUCAUGGUCAAGCUCAACAAACCAAUUUGAAAUACUUGAUGAUGUUAGAAGUUGAUAGUUUGGUUUGGAGCUUUAGGAAGACAGCCAAUUUGCCAACUCUGGGUGUCCCCUACGGAGGAUGGGAGUCUUCGGAUCAAGAGCUUCGUGGUCAUUUUGUAGGUCAGUGUACUUCGAUCCUCGGUGUUAUUUGA